Molecule: messenger RNA, 1426 nt
Organism: Malaya genurostris
Lineage: Eukaryota; Metazoa; Arthropoda; Insecta; Diptera; Culicidae
Product: CLIP domain-containing serine protease B10-like
Exons: 4
Coding region: 154-1314 (386 amino acids)
Biological process (GO): proteolysis
Molecular function (GO): serine-type endopeptidase activity
Source: RefSeq, a predicted model, not a curated record
CUCUUCAGUUGACGUUUGUUCGUUUUACAGAUAAGUUCGUGCUACGGCAAAAGACAAGCACUAGGAAUCGUCUUUACUUAGCAUUAUAAAUCGCUCUCUUGAUAAGGCCAUUCGGUUUUUGUGCAUGUGGUUGUGGCUCUAGAGGUCGGCUGGAUGUACAACAACAAAAAAAUGGGGAAAUGUGGUAUUCAAGUGAUCCUGUUGAUGUUGUUGAUGGUCAUGCAUGGAUCGUGGGUUUUGUGUCAGAACGCUUGCCGCACCCCAAACCGACGGGACGGACGUUGCGUUCCUCGUGACGAGUGCCGCAGUUUUGUACAGUACUUUUCACCGGAUCGGAUUCUUACCGUGGACGAGCUAACCUUCGUACGGUUGUCCAGUUGCAGCGAGAGUCCACCGAAGAUCUGCUGUCCGGAUCGGGUAUCGACGGGAACGACUUCGGUGGCGACUUCGACCGUGGCGACCCCAUCCGGUGUUUCGUACGAUUUCACCGGACUGCUUCCGGAUCCGAGACAGUACGAAUGUGGGUUGGAUUUCCUCGCCGAUCGGAUCUACGGAGGCGAGAGCACUUCGCUAGAGGAGUUUCCCUGGUACGCAUUGCUCGAGUACGUCACCAAGAAAGGCGAGCGGGUGUUCGAGUGCGGUGGAUCGUUAAUCAACAAGCGGUACGUGCUGACGGCGGCACACUGUCUGGAUAAUGUGAAACUGGAUGAUGGCGAGAUAUUUGCCAACGUGCGACUCGGAGAGCACAACACCGCAACCGAUGUGGACUGCGAAGAGGAUGACGGCGAGGUGACCUGUUCGGAUCCUCCACAGAACAUUGGCUUCGAAGAGGUCAUCGUACAUCCGCGAUAUUCCAAGGUGGAUCAGAACCAACAUCACGACAUUGCCUUGGUCCGUCUGGACCGGGACGCUACGUUGAGUAAGUACGUGACUCCGAUAUGUCUACCGGAGGCGGGAUUCAGUCCAACCAAAGCCGGCCAAAAUGUCACCAUCACCGGAUUCGGUCACACGGGUCGGAAACGGCACAGCGGCAUCAAGCAGAAAGCACAUGUCCCGAUCGUAGAUCCGGACCAGUGUCAGGCCAAGUGGGGCAAACGGAUCACCGUCGGGGACGGGCAGCUGUGCGCUGGAGGACACUUCAAUAUCGACGCUUGCCACGGCGAUUCCGGCGGACCGCUGAUGACUCAACGGCUCUACUGGACCAUCGAAGGCAUCGUGUCCUUCGGGAACCGGUGCGGUCUGGAAGGCUGGGCCGGAAUGUAUACGCGUGUCGCGAGCUAUGUUGGGUGGAUCAAAAGCGUGAUACGAGCUUGAAAUAGCGGAUAAAGUACUUUCCUAGUGAUUAGGGAAUUCCAAGCAGAAGCAUCCGAAUCGUAGUUUGUAAAUAAACACAUAAAAAAACGAAACAAUAUUUGAUCGCUUUGGA